CUAUCAAUACCAGUAGCUCUUUAAAUGAAAUAGUGACGAGGCUGCUCCGUCUGGCCCAGCGCUGAAGUGCCCUCAAUAUUCAUAACUGGAGUUAAAACGUCGAUGGAAACCCAGGCAUACCGCCUGGGCUGUUUUUCGGGGUUCCGUAGCCAAAGCCGGAACAUUUUAUUAUUUUUUUUCCUUUUUAAUUUAAAUUUACGUCGUAAAUAGGUUUCUACUCGUCAAACUUCAGCUUUGUUGUUGCUGAAUUACUGCUGCAGCGUUACCGCGGGCUUGUUCUAUCUUUCAACGUUCAACGUUCAAGGCAUUUUAUAAAUGUGUUGCAAAUUUUUAUUUCCUUUCUACCAUGAAAUUAUCAUAUUAUACAAAAACAAUUGAACUAUAAAAUUGAUCUAACUUUUUCAAGUUAGCCACGGCUUGCAUUUUUUAUCCAUGUCACGAUAUAUAACGGCGUCGGCGGCGCCGACUCCCCAUUCCCGCCGUCGUCAUCAUGUCGCCGCUUUUUUACCUGAUCUCGCUCACAGUGCUUGCACUGACUGUGUCAUCCCAGGAAUUCGUCCCAAACGUCCCAGAAGAAUGUCUGACUACGGGCAUCUGCGAGGACUUACCCGAUUAUCCGACAGAACGCGUCACCGCUCUCAUUGAAGAACUAGGUCCAGCUCUUGACAAAUACGAGGUUCAGGACCUUGACGAGUCCGAAACAUUGUCCAGAGCAGGAGAUGAGGAUCAAGAUCUCUGCGAGUCCAGGCGCAAGAUAAUAGUGCCUCGUGCGGGUCGGGAUAAAGAUGGACAGUGGCACUAUGUUGUAAACCAAAGGCCCAAUCCGGUGCAAAGUUUCGUUAUUGAGGUAUGCAAUCCAGUCGAUUCGCCCUGCGCCGACGUAGCCCACUUCUACACCGGUUACACAGCUAGCUGCAAGCAGAAGUUCAUUUAUCGGAAAUCGCCGACUUUGGACGCCGGCGGCGCCAUGGUUGAAAGGAAGUUGCUGUUCCCCAGCUGUUGCUCGUGCCAAUAUCGGCAGACUGGUGAAUAAGCUUAAUCUAUGAAUGUUAAGGUAACAUUCGGAUUGUAACUGCAGUUGCAUUACUGUUGCGGCAUUACUGCUACUGCGUAUCCGAACGGUACUUGUUCCUUAUUUUCAUGUGGCAUGUUAUAAGUUAAUUAAUUUACAUGAAUACAAAUAAAUGUUUUCUCAAACA
Messenger RNA from Cydia pomonella (codling moth), 1199 nucleotides. Its product is annotated as neurotrophin 1-like. The coding region runs from base 491 to 1033 and encodes 180 amino acids. The record is from RefSeq and is a predicted model, not a curated record. Gene Ontology annotation, biological process: innate immune response; central nervous system formation; regulation of Toll signaling pathway. Gene Ontology annotation, molecular function: growth factor activity; Toll binding. The transcript is spliced from 3 exons. Lineage: Eukaryota; Metazoa; Arthropoda; Insecta; Lepidoptera; Tortricidae. Gene Ontology annotation, cellular component: extracellular region.